AAAAUAAACCUCCCUUUUAACUACGUGGAGUUGCCUUAAUACUUCCACCAAUAAGCUGGACUUCCCACUCAGAAGAAGGUGCACCAGACUUGGUGGUGCAGACCUAUAAUCCCAUCCAGUCAGAAGGCUGAAGCAAGAGAGUCACAAAGUCCUGCCUGAGCAACUCAUGGAGGUACUGUCUCAAAAUAAAAAGACACGUCGAGAAUGAGAGCUCUGUGGUGAAGUUCUUGUCUAGCAUGCACAAGACUCUGGCUUCAAUCCUCAGUCGAGAGGCAGGGGUGGGGCGAGAGCUGGAGAGAAGGCUCAGUUGGUAAAACACUUGCUACAAAAGCACGAGGCCCUGUGUUCACUCCCCAGCAUCCACACAGAAAGCCAGACAUGGUGGUGCACAUCUGGAAUCCAGUUGGGAGAGGCAGAAACAAGUGAACCCCAGGAGCUCACAAGCUAGCCACCUAAUAAUUGGCAAGUUCCAGGUUCCAAUGAGAGACCCUGUCUUUAAAAAAAUCAAGGUGGGCUUUUCAACUUGGGCCCGGCGGAAGCCUCUCUGUCACCUGCACUUAGAUGGCAACCACAAAGAAGGGUGGCGAGAAGAAGGGCCGUUCUGCCAUCUACGAGGUGGUGACUGGAGAAUACACCAUCAACCUUCACAAGUGCAUCCAUGGAGUGGACUUCAAGAAGCAUGCCCCUAGGGCACUCAAAGAAAUCCGGAAAUUUGCCAGGAAGGAAAUGGGGACUCCAGAUGUUCGCAUUGAUACCAGGCUCAAUAAAGCUGUCAGGGCCAAAGGAAUAAGGAAUGUUCCAUACCAUAUCCAUGUACGUUUGUCCAGAAAAUAUAAUGAGGAUGGGGACUCACCAAACAAGCUCUACACAUUGGUAACUUAUGUACCUGUUACCACGUUCUAA
Messenger RNA from Peromyscus leucopus (white-footed mouse), 903 nucleotides. Its product is annotated as 60S ribosomal protein L31-like. Gene Ontology annotation, molecular function: structural constituent of ribosome. Gene Ontology annotation, cellular component: ribosome; cytosolic large ribosomal subunit. Gene Ontology annotation, biological process: cytoplasmic translation. Bases 562 to 903 code for a protein of 113 amino acids. The record is from RefSeq and is a predicted model, not a curated record. Lineage: Eukaryota; Metazoa; Chordata; Mammalia; Rodentia; Cricetidae. The transcript has a single exon.